Cladocopium goreaui is the source of this 831-nucleotide messenger RNA. Lineage: Eukaryota; Dinophyceae; Suessiales; Symbiodiniaceae. The record is from the annotation of a GenBank genome assembly.
CCCCAUCCAAAAUAGACCUCGACGCCGCGGGCGCAGCCGGCGCAGCUGCGAUGGCGAGAACGGCACAGGGCCUGAGGUUAGCGGCACUUUGCCAAUGCCUCGUUUUGGCAUGGAUGGCUCCCCAGAGGAUGACCUUCCUUGCACCGGCCACUGGCUUGGGCUCUGCCAGCUCCAUUGGAAGGGCGCCAAAGGUGGCUCGGCAAUUCAAGAAUGCGCCCCCAGAAGAGGAAAAGAGCAAGGAUGCCUUGGAAGAUGUGUGGCGAUACAUUGGUGGAUGGUAUGAGAUCAAGAAGAGUGAAGAUAAACUCUACUUCAGGGAGAACAACCUUCAAGGAGAGCUAGUGGCCCAGGAUGACUGGCUUGUAGCGGAGCUCGCCCCUGCCGGCACCAUCCGGCUCAAGCUCGGCCCUUCAGGAAGGGAGGUUUUGUCCAACUUCAAGCCAGCAGAUACAGACACCUGGGGUGACACCAUCACAGCUCUUAGGGAAUGGGAAUCUUUGACCGAAAGAACCGAUGCCCUGAAAGGCACCUUGAGUGGUGCCACCUUCGAUGGCACCGUGGAUGGUGUCACCGUGACCGUGGAUGGUCGUCAGCGCCCCGUGAAUCUUCAGAUCUCCGAGGCGUCGAUGGAUGGAGCCAAGCUCGGCCAAUUGAUCAAGGAGGCACAUAGCGAGGCGGUGGGAAGAUCUAUGGAGGCCAUGACGGAGAACCUGCAGGAACUCUACGCCUCCCACUUCUCCGCCAAAAAAUAGGCGCCAUCAGCCAGUAGAAACACGGGAAACACCCCCGGAGAUUCCUCCGGAACAUUGGCACCCAAAAAGGGUCAAAAAA